GGCCAAUUUGUCUAGGUAAAAGGGCGUCUUACUCUGUAUGUGCGGCAUUCAUCCGCGGCCGAUUUGAUUCAAACUUCCCGCACACCAAAUCCCGUUUAUCCCGUUUAAACCCGCCCACUCCCCUCCGUCCCCUCCGUCCCCUCCGUCCGCUCGUCAUCCGGGGACGAGUCAAGGGCCGCAACAUCGCGGCAGCAGAUAAACGAAACGACGGCAAUGCCCAACACCGCCCUCAACAUGGACGGCGUGCUCUGGGUCUUCGUCAGGUCGCUCACGGCGGCCGUCCUGGUGGCCGCCGUCGGCUCCGUGCUCUACUUCGUCAAGCUCCUGAGGAAACAUCGCGGUAAGAUGGCCGAGCUGCGGAGACAAGGACUGCCCGUCGUCCCGCACAGCUUCCUCUUCGGCAACCUCCUCGAGGCGAAAAAGGCAUUUGACAGCCUCCCCGCCGGUGUCCACGCCAACUACGUGCUAUCGAAGCUCGGCGAACCCUUCAAGGACGGCGGCGCUUUCUACGUCGACACCUGGCCCAUGGCCGACCCCAUGCUCAUGGUCAUGGACCCGGACAUGGCCCACCAGACCGUCUACCACCCCGUCGCCGGCUCCGCCAAGCCCCCGAUGCUGACCGGCUGGUUCCACCCCAUCACCGGCGGGCCCAGCCAGUUCGACACCAACGGUCGGCCGUGGAAGCACCUCCAUGGCCUCUUCAGCCCGAGCUUCAGCGCCCAGAACAUCACCGCCGCCGUACCCAUCAUCGUCGGCAACGUCGCCACCUUCACGGACCGCCUGCGAGCCAAGGCCGCCGACGGCGCCAUGUUCCGCCUCGAGCCGCUCAUGCUGGACCUCAUCACCGACAUGAUCGGCGAGGCCCUCUUCAACAUGCGCCUCGAGACCCAGAAGCGCCGCCAUCCGCUCGCCGAGGCCAUGAAGGGCCAGCUGCGCCUCAAGUUCACCGCCCACAAGCCCGAGAACCUCGUCGCCCGCGUCGACCCGGUCCUGCUCUUCCGCACUUGGAACGGCGGCCGCGUGCUCGACAACCACAUCAAGCGCCAGGUCCGCGCCCGCUUCCGCACCCUGCUGCAGAACAGGGCCCACAACCGCGACAAGGCCGAGAGCUUCCAGUCCGUCCUCGACUGCGCUCUCGAGAACUGGCUCGCCCUGCCGCAGAACGCCGGCCGCACCGAGCUCGACGCCGACUACCUCGCCGUCGUGACCCGCAACAUGCGCAUGUUCUUCUUCGCCGGCUACGACUCGACCGCCUCCGCCGUCGUCUACUGCCUGCACAACAUCGCCUCGCGGCCCGCCGUGCUUGCCCGCGUCCGCGCCGAGCACGACGACGUCCUGGGCGCCGACCUCGCCUCGACCCCGGCCAGGAUCGCCGAGAACCCGGCCCUGCUCAACGCCCUGCCCUACACCAACGCCUGUAUCAAGGAGUCGCUGCGCCUGUUCCCGCCUGCCGGCGCCAUCCGCCAGGGCUGCGCCGACCUGGUCCUCCGCGACGCCGCCGGCAACGCCUACCCGACCGACGGCAUCGCCGUCAACAUGCUCCACUGGGUCAUCCACCGCAACCCCAAAUACUGGGCCCGCCCGGACGAGUUCCUCCCCGAGCGUUGGCUGGUCACGGACCCGGCCCACGAACUGUACCCGCCCAAGGGCGGCUGGCGCGUCUUCGAGUACGGCCCGCGACUAUGCGUCGGCCAGCAGCUGGUCAUGAAGGAGACGCGCGCCGUGCUGGCCUGCGUCGUCAGGGAGUUUGACAUCCGGGACUGCUAUGCCGAGCUGGAUGGCGACAAAAAGAUUGACCUGAGCGGUCUCGGGGGCCAGAGGGUCUUCAUGGUCGAGUCGGGCGCCGCGCACCCUACCGACGGGUACCCUUGCCGCGUGUCGCUGAGCGGGUAUCGGGGCGGAAAGGCGUGAUGAGAGAGAGGGGUGGCCGGCCAAUGGCUUAUACGCUGCGAGAGCGUAUGAGAAUAGCCUCCAUAGUCUCUCCUCUGGUAAAAUGUGUUGCAAGUUAGGCACGUGCUCCGCGAAGAACAUUAAGAUAAGUUUUCUGUCUCCCACGAUACGUCCGCGAUCGAUAGAGCGCAACGUUGUCUCGGGAGUUUAGACAGUAUAUAUAGAGGUAAUUGUAACUUGACCGAUACUAGAACAAGCAUCAGUGUUCUUCGAAUGACACCGAGAUGGGUAUGGUUUCUG
Colletotrichum destructivum is the source of this 2190-nucleotide messenger RNA. Its product is annotated as Putative cytochrome P450. The transcript is spliced from 2 exons. The record is from RefSeq and is a predicted model, not a curated record. Gene Ontology annotation, molecular function: oxidoreductase activity, acting on paired donors, with incorporation or reduction of molecular oxygen; heme binding; iron ion binding. Lineage: Eukaryota; Fungi; Ascomycota; Sordariomycetes; Glomerellales; Glomerellaceae. Bases 214 to 1911 code for a protein of 565 amino acids.